Messenger RNA from Perca fluviatilis (European perch), 3522 nucleotides. RefSeq names its product basement membrane-specific heparan sulfate proteoglycan core protein-like. Gene Ontology annotation, molecular function: cell adhesion molecule binding. Bases 1 to 1059 code for a protein of 352 amino acids. Gene Ontology annotation, cellular component: cell-cell junction. The transcript has 10 exons. The record is from RefSeq and is a predicted model, not a curated record. Gene Ontology annotation, biological process: cell-cell adhesion. NCBI's taxonomy places the organism in Eukaryota, Metazoa, Chordata, Actinopteri, Perciformes, Percidae.
AUGAGUGUCUACACGCAAAAAGGGAAGAAGUACAAAAGGAAGAGGAAGAGUCAGAGACAUUCAGCAGAGACCACUGUGGAGAGAAGAGAGCAGCAGAACAAGACAAAAAGAGGAAUAGACGGACUGUGCCAAUCAUUGAAUCAGGAUGUUUGUUCUCAUCUGGGCAACUCUACUCUUCUCUGUGAGAGGCACAGCUUUCCCCUUCCUCUAUUGACUCACUUGGAAUCUGGGAUAAAUGAUGCAUCAGUGGGACAAACAACAGUUGCUGAACUCAACAUCACUACAGAGGAGACUGGGACUCAGAAUGUGACCUAUGUGAAGGAAGUUAAAAUCACUGGGGAUACAAGUGUGAAGGAGGGUGAGACUCUGAAUCUGACCUGUAGUGUUGAAAGUUUCCCUCCAUCUCUCAUCACCUGGACUAAACUUGGCUUGAGCGGAAUCCUGAACAAUGACAUUGGAACAGCCACACUUGUCAUCCCUAAUGUGACAGCAGAAUAUUUUGGACAGUACAUAUGCACAGCAAAACAUCAGGACAACACCCUGACGAAAGAAGUAAACAUAACAGUGAUAUAUGCAAAGAAACCUGUGAUCACUGGAAUGACAACCGUUAAAGAAGGUGAGGCUCUAAAUCUGACCUGCGGUGUUGAAAGUUUUCCUCCAUCUGUUAUCACGUGGACUAAACGUGGUUCCAACAACAACCUGCAAAAAGAAACUAGAAUCAUCCUGCAGAAUGACACGGGAUCAGCCACUCUUGUCAUCCUUAAUGUGACAGCAGAAUAUUCUGGACAGUACAUGUGCACAGCAAAACAUCAGGACAACACCCUGACGGAAGAAGUAAACAUAACAGUGAUAUCAGAUGGACCAAGUGCAGUGCUUCCAUGGGCUGUCGCUGUUGCUGUUGUAUCUCUCAUUGUGAAUGUCAUCUGCAUUAUCCUCUUGAUGUUGCUGUGGAACACACGAAAAAAGGUGAAACCAAACCAAGAGGACAGGACUUACAUGUCAUUGCGGAAAACCGACCUAUCACCAGAGUAUGAUGUCAUUGCCCAACCUCUUAACUAGCUCGUGUCAGCUUCCACACUGCCCUCCCUCCAUGGAGUUCACCAGAGCUUCACAGGAAUCCUCUUCCACUCCUCCAUGAUGACAUCACGGAGCUGGUGGAUGUUAGAGACCUUGCGCUCCUCCACCUUUCGUUUGAGGAUGCCCCACAGAUGCUCAAUAGGGUUUAGGUCUGGAGACAUGCUUGGCCUGUCCCUCACCUUUACCCUCAGCUUCUUUAUCAAAGCAGUGGUCCUCUUGGAGGUGUGUUUGGGGUCGUUAUCAUGUUGGAAUUCUGCCCUGCGGCCCAGUCUCCGAAGGGAGGGGAUCAUGCUCUGCUUCAGUAGGUCACAGUACAUGUUGGCAUUCAUGGUUCCCUCAAUGAACUGUAGCUCCCCAGUACCGGCAGCACUCAUGCAGCCCCAGACCAUGACACUCCCACCACCAUGCUUGACUGUAGGCAAGACACUUGUCUUUGUACUCCUCACCUGGUUGCCGCCACACAUGCUUGACACCAUCUGAACCAAAUCACCACCCCUUCAACCUCUGCAGCAAUGAUGGCAGCACUCAUACGUCUGGAUAUGGGAUAUGACGCUGAGCACGCACACUCAACUUCUUUGGUCGAUCAUGGCGAGGCCUGUUCUGAAUGGAACCUGUCCUGUUAAACCGCUGUACGGUCUUGGCCACCGUGCUGCAGCUCAGUUUCACGGUGUUGGCAAUCUUCUUAUAGCCUAGGCCAUCUUUAUGUAGAGCAACAAUUCUUUUUUUCAGAUCCUCAGAGUUCUUUGCCAUGAGGUGCCAUGUUGAACUUCCAGUGACCAGUAUGAGAGUGUGAGAGCGAUGACACAAAAUUUAACACACCUGCUCCCCAUUCACACCUGAGACCUUGUAAUUUGAUAUUUAUUUUAUAUUAUAUUGUAUUUGAUAGUAACAAUGUUUAUCAGAUAUUAUUGUGAUUGCAACUGUAUCUUUAACAGUGUCUCUGGCAUAUAUUCUGUAAGACCUAAAAAGAUUAUUUUUGCAGCAUGGUGACAUUUAGUUUGUCACGUAUCACAAAAAAUGAAAAUUCAUUAUGGCUACAAAUAUUUGUCUGAGACUAGCCUCUUUCUGACCAAGUAGUUACAGGAACGUAGUUAUAGGAACAGUCCACAUCUAAACCGUUCUAACUACUCUUCCCCCAAAACCGGUUUUCAAUUUGCAUUCACACUGGCCAAGUGACCAUAGGAACUAACCUUUUGUUAUUAUAAUCACAGCCAUCUAACCACCACUACGCGGAAAAAGGAAAAGACCCGGCCCUGAAGUAGGAACUGAAAGAGUUACAGGAACUGUGGCCAGAGGAAUUUAAUAAUCUCCAAAUUGGUCCAGUCGGAAGAGGAGAAAAAAAAGGGUUCUAGGAACUGCAAAAAUCCCUCCGGUCGGAAAGAGGCUUAAUGUGGCACAUUUUAUUACCACUCCAUUAUGAAAUAAAAUGCAAAUCAAAAAAGUUAUUGUUAAGAUAUUCCCAUAAUGAAUAAAUAAUCAUUUUCAACUUCACAGAAUGUUGAAAUGUUGUAUUCUCUGUUGAUGAAUGAAGGAUUCAUAAAUGUUGUCAGUGGUAGGGCAUCAUGCUAGACCUGCAACUUAGACUUGUUAUUCAAAACAUAAUUUGUUACAGUACCACUCAACACACAAAAAAGUGUUGCAGAUGUGAACCUGACUUAGAGAGAAACCAAUAUGCUAUAUAUAUUAUGUUUGUGAUUAGGCAGUGUCUGUUACAGUGUCUCUCACCUGUAUGUUACAACACAUCAUUUCCAACUACUCUCUGCAAUGUUUAGUUUAUGCAGUUGGUGUGUAAUAUGCACACAUACAGUAUGUUAGUUGACUGUGACUGAAUUGUUGACCGUUAUUUACUAAUAGCUCAAAGUGUGAAGUGUGUGGACUGUUAGUGACCAUACAAGACAUGGUUGAUGGACAUUUUGCCAACAUAAAAACAAGUCACAGUUCUUGCUAAGUAGUGUUAAAACACACUGAAACACACCUUCUCCUCUCUUCUGUAGCCUUCCUGAGGUGGGGAUAUCCAGCCUUAGCUGCCUGUAACAUAAAAUAAACGUUUUGCAUGCUAAAGUGAUUUAACAUUAUAAAACAUGUUAGGCUACUGUUGUAGUAUGUAAAAUGUCAUGAGCUAAUCUAAACUAUUUUAUUUAUUUAAAUAUAUUGUAAUUUAUAGGCCUUAACAAGUGAAAAGUACAAGUAGGCUACUUUGCGUGAGAACAAAUGAGUACGAGACAAAAUACAGUGCCCCCCACCCUGGCGGGUGUUGUGGAAAGAAGAGGGGGCCCAAGAAGGAACGUAUAAGAGAUGAGGGGAAGAAUAGAUCGGGGCUCACAAAGUUUGACAGUCUAGAGAUACGUGGACCGGCUCUGGCUUUUUGUCUGUUGCUAGGGAAACGUAGUCUCUGCGUGCUUUGUGAUCCUGCAGAUGCUGGACUGAUUAAACAAAUGUAUUAUA